AUGGCAUCCUGCGCAGGCUAUGCGAAGCUGACAGUGGCUCAGCUUAAGGCAAAGUGCUCGGAUCUGGGUUUACCAAAGUCAGGGCGCAAAGCCGACCUGGUGGCUCGCUUGGAAGCCAAAGUUGCUACACAGGCCAGCCACAAACCCUCCAGCUCCGAGUUUUUGGUGGGAGACAAGGUCAUGGCCUUGUACGAAGAAGAGGCAAAAGAGUAUGAGGCCACCGUCCAGUGCCACAACGGCGACGAGUCUUACCUGAUCACCUGGGCACAGGACGGGUACGAACACACUCAGAAGGGUAGUAGCAUGAGGCUCCUCAAGCGCAGGGACAAGCCUUUUCGCUUCGCAGCAGGCGACAAAGUAGAAGGCCUAUUCCACGAAGAGGACAGAUGGUAUGCCGCUCGCAUCAAGUGUGUCAACGAUUCUGGCUCCUAUACCGUGAUCUGGGACGAAGACGGUGAGGAGUACGAGCUUGAGGAGAAGGACAUGAAGCCCUCCGUACCGCCAAUACCACUCUCCGCCUUGAAGCCCCACCAGAAUUUCACGGGCACAGCAGCAAGGACGUUUACUUUCGGAACGUUCGUUGACAUUGGCGCUGAGCGAGAUGGUUUGCUGAAGCCUUGGUUCACUUUCGAGGGCAAAGAGCCUACCUUCAAGAAGGGUGACAAGGUCAAGGCAUUCUAUGACGAGGACGAGGAGUACUACGACGCAAUCGUCCAGAAGGACAAUGGUGAUGGUACCUACGACAUAAUUUGGGAGGAGGACGACGAGGAAUACACGUGCGGUUCUGAGGUGACCCAGAAUUUUCCUGAGGUGUCAGUUGCUGUGGGUGACCUGAGGGCGGACAAGUCGAAGAUGGAGCUUCUGCGCCUUGCGGGACUUGAGGAGGGAAUGAAGGCAGCUCGGCACUGCUGUCUUGUACUUCUGCUAUCUUCUGCUCAGGGUUGA
Messenger RNA from Symbiodinium natans, 945 nucleotides. NCBI's taxonomy places the organism in Eukaryota, Dinophyceae, Suessiales, Symbiodiniaceae. The record is from the annotation of a GenBank genome assembly.